Messenger RNA from Linnemannia hyalina, 522 nucleotides. NCBI's taxonomy places the organism in Eukaryota, Fungi, Mortierellomycota, Mortierellomycetes, Mortierellales, Mortierellaceae. The record is from the annotation of a GenBank genome assembly.
AUGGCCGCAAGAAGACACGCAUCCAUUACCUACCAGCCUCUACCCGAGAUCGGAGACCUGAUGUCCGAUAAAGUCAUUGAUCACACGGACAUCCCUGACCCAAUUGGAUUGACACCUCCUCCUGUCCCUGUCGUGCUGCCGAGGCCCACCCAAUUGCACCGCAACCACGACUUAUCGCCGCACGACCUUCUCAACCUCAGCUGCGACCUAUUACCUCAGGACCUUCUCAACCCCAGCAACAACUUAUCACCGCACGACCUUCUCAACUUCAACUGCGACCUAUUACCCGACGACCCCUUCAACCUCAACAACGACCUAUUAACGCACGACUUCCUCAACCUCAACAACGACCUAUUGCCCCACGAUCCCCUCAAACUCAACAACAGUGUAUCGCCUCACGACCUUCUCAGCCCCAGCCACAGCUUAUCGCUCCGCAACCCCAACCGCAUCCAAUUGCCUCCUCGUCAUCAACAGCACCGGUUGCAACUUUGCAAGCGCGUCCGCAGACACACCCGCCAAUAG